CUACGGCUGCUGCUGCUGCUUACUCCCCCUGCUGUCCCCCCUCUCUUCUCUCUCUCUCUCUCUCUCUCUCUCCUCACACACACACCCCCUCGCCACAACUGUUCCACAAUGACUCGGGACACUUCAUCGCGUCUGCAUGGAGGUGCUUCCACGACGAUCGCCUGGCCGACGAAUGGGGACGAAGGCGCCGCCGCGUUGGCUGUCCGGCUGCAGCCAUCCUCCCCUCUUAACGCCUAACCCAGGAUGCUCCAUACUUUGAGCAUGCUUCCUUCUGCCUUCCUCCUGGCAAUCCUGUCUUCUUUCCCAACUUCGGUUGGAGUCUUCUGGCGGCUUAACCCUCGACCGGAGUGUUUGAAUUAUAACGAGCCCCAUAAGCAGGGCCUCCUCUCUCUCCACCGUCACACUGUCCUACUGUUGCCUGAUGAACCAUCCAUACUGCUGAUGGACCCCGUCUCCGCGAUCGGCCUUCUUUCGGGCGCGUCUCAAGUCGCCCAAUCUGCCAAAGCCACCGCAAGUAGGCUGGCCGAUCUGUAUGGCAAAUUCAACAAUGCAGACCUCACCCUUCAAGCGCUCAUCGGCGAGCUGACGGCCAUUCGAUCAUCCAUCACCCAGCUGCAUGACUGGGCUUCGUAUAGUGUCCCCGGGUCAGCAGAACCUGACGAGUAUGUUGAAGGUCUCGAAGUCGCCCUCAGCGGCUGUCGCGCGACCAUGGAGGUCCUCUCCGACGAGGUAUCGGCCCUGGCUCGGGGCGAACUAUAUAACGGCACCGGAGCUGGGGUUCGGGAUCGAACGAAGGUUUCCUGGAACGAAGACAGCAUGAAAGGUCAUCAGGAAAGGCUGCGCGCUCAGGUCCAAGCGCUGCAGUUAUUGCUCCAGGCCUGCCAGUGGUAAGGCUCCAUAUGACAACCAGAAAGAUAUCACUGCAUGCUAAAGACUAGCCACUAGUCGGUCCUCUACUGAGCAAAGUGAACUGCUACGAAGAGCUGAGAGCCGCCGGAUCAUCGAGAAGGUCGCCAGCAAAACAG
Messenger RNA from Aspergillus heteromorphus CBS 117.55, 1025 nucleotides. Its product is annotated as ankyrin repeat protein. NCBI's taxonomy places the organism in Eukaryota, Fungi, Ascomycota, Eurotiomycetes, Eurotiales, Aspergillaceae. Bases 244 to 891 code for a protein of 215 amino acids. The transcript has a single exon. The record is from RefSeq and is a predicted model, not a curated record.